GCUUUAAUAUUUGUGUGGGCCAUAUCUCCAUGUGGCCCGACCAUUUCCUUCCACGAUCCACCCGAUCACAAUUCCACUUCUAAUUUUCUCAAAAUAAUCCAUGGCUAUAAAAAUCCAAAUUCAAUUCGAUUUUAGGGUUUCCAUCGUCCUAAAGAUUUUCAUCUCAGUCCACCCACACAAUUGAGCUUCAUUUAUGGCGCAAAAGAUUUCCAACCCAUGAGCUGUAAUGAUGGUUUGUUGUUCUCGAUCUUGAUCUGAAGCUGGAGGGGUUGGAUAGCAUAAUCUUGUGAUAAGCAAACCUCAAUUUAGUGAUGGAUUUGAGAAGUGAGCGUUCAGGGCUUGAAUCUGUGGAAAACAAUGAAGUAAUAAUAACCCCUCAAGGAUUGGCUAAUGUUGAUGGAAAUAAGAUUGCAAGUAAUGGAUCUUAUGGUGGUGAAUUUAAUGGUAGUGAUGAUAACCCGUUGGUUGAUUCGAAAGCCGAGGAUGGUAGAGUUGUAGAGUCACUGAGUACUCCUCGAUCGACUAGUGAUUCACCUCGGUCGGCCGGCUAUUCUCUUUCUGUUGGGUCAUCUCCACAGGCCACAAAAAAGGGGUACGGGUUGAAGAAAUGGAGACGGAUUAGGAGGGAAUUUAGUAAGGAUGGAAGUAGUAGUGUAGAUGCUAGUAAGAUACUGAAGAGGGGUCUUUCAACAUCCGUGGUAAAUUCAAGUAAGCCUCAGGGUGUGUCCAUUGAGACGAGGCAAACGAGCGAGGGUUCCUCAUCAUCAACAAACGCAAUCUUGAAAAGUAUGGGUGUUGCUGCUGAUGGUUCUGGCACACAUGGCUCAAAUUUAGAUUCUAGGGUGGUAGGACCUAGUUUUGGUGCUGGGACGGAUUCUGAUAACAGUGAGGAUCGGAGUAGCAAAUCUUCCACUGCAGCCAGUGUUCCAAAGAACAGGAUGAGGGCUUUGAGUGGGAAGAAUUUGGUUAAUUCAGUGCAACGAAGCCAGCCGGCAAAGAGUCGGAUUGAAACCAGUAAGAAGCAUAGAGGAGAAAGGGUCAAAACUGAGAAGGAAAACUCUCAUUCCAGCAUGGAAUCUGACUCGCGGAGCUCCAACGUUGUCUUUAUGCAGGGCACCACUUCAGUCACUAGUAACGGGAGACACAGGAGACACAGUGGGAAGUCAAUGAAUUAUGAUGGAGCAAACAGUUAUGAAGCUCAGGAUGGUGAACAACACUUCGAUGAAGAGCUGCAAACAGGUUACAACAAAGAAAAUGUGGGAGAAUUUGAAACUCUCUCUCAAGAAGAUUUAGCUGCUGAUUUGUCUUGGGAGGUUAGAGAAGAAAAGGUUGAGAACAAUGGAUUGCCAACAGAUCCAGAUUCUCUAGUUGAGUCUAUCCACACCCUGCAGUCUGCGCAGGAAGAACUUGAAAAAGAAAUACAGAAAUUAAGGGAGAUAGGGACAGAACCUGUGUCACUUUUUGACGGUUCAACUGAGGAAACUGCUUUACCUUCAGAAUUUGCCUCUGGAGAUUCAAGCAUCAACGAGGCAUGCGCAUCUGAUCCGUUGCACUCUGGAGAGAGAACACAAAAUUCUUCUGAGAUCUUGGAAACCCAGGUUGUAAGCUUAAAACAGAACAUGAAUCUAUUGGAAAACAAGCUUGAAGAGGCAAACGCUGAGCUCAAAGUGAAGGAAGCCAAGGUUAUUGAACUUGAAUGUGCACUAAAGAGUAAUGAAUCACCAAUUGAGAAAAUAGAGUCGCUUCAAAAAAACCAUAAUGAGAUGGAGGCUGAACUUGAGGGCCUCUUCAAGCAAAAGAUUGAAGCUGAGAUCGAGUAUCUGGCAAUAUCGAGAACAAUCAAAAAUUUGAAAGUUGAUGCAGCGGAUCACUUUGCACUCUUCGAAGAACAGAAGACACUAGCUUCAGAGCAAGCUCAGGUGUUGAAUGAGCUCGGAGAUGUAGAAAGCAAGGCUGUAAAGCUAAAGAGACAAGCUGAAAAUUUGGAGACAAAAUAUGAAGAUGUGGUGGUGACUGAGGAGGUUUUGAGGCUACAGAAUAGGGUAUAUCAUCUUACUUCUUGCCUUUUCAUGCAGUUGAUACUUCUAGUUUUAGUCUUUGUGUUUUUGCUCUUGCAGUUAUCACCCCAUUACGAAGGGGUUGUACCCACCUAAAUUUUGUGAACAGUUCAGCUUUUAGUAUUAUUCCAUCCUAAAUGGAAUGUUUUAAAGUGACAUUUUAUUUCUUUUUCGAAGUUGAGUAAUAGAUUAGACGUAUCACAUUUCUCUUAAAUCAUAGCUUUUGUGAUUUUUGUAU
Messenger RNA from Rhododendron vialii, 2295 nucleotides. RefSeq names its product WPP domain-interacting protein 2-like. Bases 312 to 2153 code for a protein of 613 amino acids. NCBI's taxonomy places the organism in Eukaryota, Viridiplantae, Streptophyta, Magnoliopsida, Ericales, Ericaceae. The transcript has 3 exons. The record is from RefSeq and is a predicted model, not a curated record.